Racocetra fulgida is the source of this 1514-nucleotide messenger RNA. The record is from the annotation of a GenBank genome assembly. Lineage: Eukaryota; Fungi; Glomeromycota; Glomeromycetes; Diversisporales; Gigasporaceae.
UACAACUUAAACAAGGUCUCACUAAUCGUGUCAACCUAAUAACGAUAAAUUAUGCUCAACUUCCAACAUGGUCAAUCUCAUCAGUACCUCCUUCAUAUUCAUCCUCCAAUUUAAAACUCUACAUUGGUCUUGUUUUCAACCCUGAACAAUCAAAUCGACUAAUAGACUAUGGGCCAUCUCCUGAAGACGAAACAGCAGCAUCACAGUUUCGAAAAUUAUGGGGAAAAAAAGCAGAAGUCCGAAGAUUUAAAGAUGGUAGUAUACUAGAAUGUGUGGUUUGGGAUGUUAAAGGAAUUGAAGAACGUUGUCUUAUUGUUAGCAGGAUAGUCAAAUAUCUACUUCAUCUCCAUUAUGGAAUAAAUGAGAGCAAAGGAAUUCAAUAUUUUACAGGACAAUUGAAUGAAAUUGUCAUACCUUCAACAAACAUUCCAAAAAGUAUUUACAAUAAAAAUGGAAUUGCUAAUGGAUUUCGAGAUGUGAUGCAAGCAUUCGAUAAACUAGUUAAACAAUUUAUGGCAUUAGAGGAUGUUCCAUUGAGAUUUUCAGGCAUUCGAGCUGCAAGCUCAGCAUUAAGGUACGCUUCAAUAUUUAUACCCCAACCGCUUGCUCUCACAGCUAAGAAAAUAUCACAUUAUGUGGAUCCAAUUGAAUUUAUAAUUCAGUUUGAACAUUCUGCGAGAUGGCCUGAUGAUCUUGUGGCCAUACAAAAGAUGAAAAUUGCAUUUUAUAUACGACUUGCAUCACAAUUAGAGCUCCAAUUUCCGGGAACCUGUGCUACAGUAGUAACAGACAAUAGCGAUACGAUCAUUUCAGAAGCAUAUAUGGAUAUACUCGCUGAUUCUAGAUUCUCAUUCAGAUGUAGAAUAUAUAAUGAGCGAGAAAUGACAUUAUUGGAUCGUGGUAUCAAAGAUAAGAUAUCUAGUCAACUUAAAAAAAAUACGUAUACAAAAGCCUUAGAAAGAGAGAAACGAAUGUUCGUAGAGAUUCCAAUGCAUACUUUACAAAUUCAGACCCUCUGUAACAAGUGGCCAAGUUUGUCAUUAACCAUCCGACUUACGAAACGAUGGUUUAGUACGCAUUUGUUAAGCGAUCAUGUCGACGAAGAGUGGAUUGAAUGUCUGUCUUCACAGGUUUAUUUAGAACCAUCGCCUUGGAAUAGGCCUAAUAGUGGAUUUGUAGGGUUUCUCCGAGUUUUAAAAUUGAUAGCAUCUUGGGAUUGGAAUAAUGAAGCAAUGAUUGUUAAUUUAAGUGAAGAAAAUAGAAGCACUUUAAAAAAUAAUAAAAAUAGUACAAAUGAAAAUAAAGUUGAAGAUAUUAAGAUAAAAUUUAAGAAUUUAAGGUCGUCGGACAGUGAUUGCAAAUAUGGAUUAAUGUUCAUAGGUACUACUAGUGGAAGUGUUUGGGGAAUUGAAAAGCCCAGCAAAGUUGUUGCUAAUAGGAUAAGAGAUUUGGCCAGAUCUGCGCUUUUGUACGUUGACGAAUUGAUAGAGAAUGGGGAAAAUAGGGAGUUCAAG